This is a messenger RNA of Diachasma alloeum, 627 nucleotides long. RefSeq lists its product as uncharacterized. Lineage: Eukaryota; Metazoa; Arthropoda; Insecta; Hymenoptera; Braconidae. The transcript has a single exon. Bases 1 to 627 code for a protein of 208 amino acids. The record is from RefSeq and is a predicted model, not a curated record.
AUGAUACUGGGAUUUGCUGAAGAUUACCAACAGAUUAUCAUUAACGCGAAGUAUGAUUUGAUUCUCACUCGUUUACACAAUGACAACAAUGCUAUUUUACAAGACCAAUCUGCUCAAGGGGCACACGCAGAGGACUUCAAAAUUUCACUCACCAAGCUCGAAUGGAUGAUACCCUACAUCAAAGUUGCAGAUUCUCGUAAAGUUCAACUGUUGAAUUAUAUUGCUAAAGAUAUAGCUACACCUAUUAGCUUUCGAGCUUGGGAGAUGUACGAGUAUCCUAUGCUACCGAGAACCUCCAAACAUGUUUGGGUAGUGAAAUGUUCAACACAAUUGGAAAAACCACGCUUCAUUAUUGUCGGAUUCCAGAGCUCUGGAAGAAAUCAAAUAACCAACAAUGCCAGUGAAUUCGAUCAUUGUAAUAUUCGAGAUGUGAAACUCUUCCUGAAUUCUCAGAGUUACCCCUAUGGAAACCUCAAUCUUGAUAUUACACACAAUCAGUACUCUCAACUCUACAACAUGUAUACCGACUUCCACACUUCUUACUAUGGUAAAGAGCCUGAGCCCUUGCUGAACAGGGAUGCAUUCUUGAAAACAGCACCGCUCAUCGUCAUCGAUUGCUCCAAGUAG